GAAUAUAUCUCUAAUACUCUAAUCCUAGACUACUCUAAUCAUAGAUAAAAGAAAUAUAUACUAACUUUAAUUUAUGCCAUGUCUAUGGCAUGGUCUAUGACACGUAAGCAAAUAUGCAUAAAAGCAUAAUGAGCAUAAAACAAGCGUAAAAUAAAAUGGAAACUUAUACGACCCGUUUAAGCUUUAGUUAAGCAGAUACCCAAAAACGUGAAAUUAUUCAAAAUAAUUAACAAGUUUUGUGAACAUUGCUCUACAAGGUCGUUAACGUUAUUAUAUCUUUCCUUUAAUUCACAUGAAAAUGACCACUUUAAGGCAAAAACAAAAAAAUGCUUUAAAGCAAAUGUUGAAUUUAAACCAGCCACUUUCAAAAUUAGGAAACUCUGAACCUAUUUGGAAGGUGUUAAUUUAUGAUAGAAUUGGUCAGGAUAUAAUAUCACCACUUAUAUCAAUUAAGGAACUUCGUGAGAUGGGAGUAACUUUACACGUGCAGCUUCAUUCUGACAGGGAUCCUAUUCCUGAAGUACCCGCUGUUUAUUUUUGUAUACCUUCAGAUGAAAAUUUAGGAAGGAUUAGUCAAGAUUUUCAUAGAGGCAUUUAUGAUGCUUACCAUUUAAAUUUUAUAUCUCCAAUCAGUAGACAGAAAUUGGAAGAUUUAGCAGCUUCAGCAUUGCAAGCAAACUGUGUUGGAAACAUUCAAAAAGUUUAUGAUCAGUAUAUUAAUUUUAUUUCUUUGGAAGAUGAUUUAUUUAUUUUGAAACAUCAAAAUAGUGAUUCUUUAUCAUACUAUGCAAUAAACAGAGGUGAUAUUAAAGAUACUGAAAUGGAUGAAAUAAUGAAUAACAUAGUUGAUAGUUUGUUCUCAGUAUUUGUUACAAUGGGAACGGUCCCAAUAAUUCGAAGCCCAAAGGGUAAUGCAGCAGACAUGGUGGCCAAAAAAUUAGAUAAAAAAUUAAGGGAUAAUUUGUUUGAUGCGAGAAAUAAUUUGUUCCAUUCUGAUGCUCAGACAGGUUGUUUUAAUUUUCAAAGGCCAAUUUUAAUCAUUUUGGACAGAAAUGUAGAUAUGGCCACACCUUUACAUCACACUUGGACUUACCAAGCAUUAGCGCAUGAUGUUUUAGACUUAACCCUUAAUAGGGUUGUAAUUGAAGAGAAAACAUCUGCUGGAGGUACUAGAGCAAAAACAAGACCUUACGAACUUGAUGGAAAAGACAAGUUUUGGAUGAAUUACAAAGGUUCUCCAUUCCCCAUGGUAGCCGAAGCUAUCCAAGAAGAAUUGGAGCAGUAUAAAUCAUCUGAAGAUGAAGUUAAAAAAUUAAAAACAUCGAUGGGAAUUGAUAACGAAAGCGACCUCGCUAUUUCCAUGGUUUCUGAUAAUACAGCACGAAUUACAUCAGCUGUUAAUUCAUUGCCACAACUUUUAGAGAAGAAACGGCUAAUAGAUAUGCAUACAACAGUAGCUACAGAAAUUUUGAAUUUCAUAAAGAAACGGAAAUUAGACACAUUCUUUGAAUUCGAAGAGAAGAUUCUUAGUAAAGUAAAUGUUGAUAAAGGCCUAUUAGAAAUUUUAAAUGAUCCUAAUGUGGGAACAACUGAAGACAAAUUGAGGUUAUUUUUAAUUUAUUACAUUUACACUCCUCAUGUAUCAGAGACGGAUUUGAAAAAGUACGAAGCAGCACUUAUGGAAGCAGGUUGUGAUCUUUCAUCAAUAGCGUAUAUUAAAAGAUGGAGGAGCUAUACAAAAAUGUCAUCAGCAAGUCUUAAUCAAUAUGAAGGAGCCGGAACUAAAACAGUCAAUAUGUUUUCAAAACUAGUAUCACAGGGUUCGUCAUUUGUCAUGGAAGGAGUUAAAAAUUUGGUUGUUAAGAAGCAUAACUUGCCUGUAACAAAAAUUGUAGACCAUCUGAUGGAUUUCAAAAAUAGUCCUGAAAUGGAAGAGUACAAUUAUUUAGAUCCUAAGCAAUUAAAAGUGACAGAUAUUCCUAGAAAUAGGUCUCCAUUUCAAGAUGCUUUUGUAUUUAUCAUUGGUGGAGGCAAUUACAUUGAAUAUCAAAAUUUAGUUGAUUAUGCAAAGGCAAAAACUUCUUCAGGAAAUGUAAAAAGAGUAAUUUAUGGAACAACAACUUUAACUAAUGCAAAACUAUUUCUUAAACAAUUGUCUUUGUUGGGGCAGGAAAUAUCCUAGUAUUUUUUUUUUAGUUUUUAUAGCUUCAUACACUCCAGGAUAUUUUAACAACUGUAUCUUACUUUUAUAUAUAUAUAUGUAUGUAUACAUGUACAUGGUUAGGUCAUAUUUAUUAAAAGUUAGUAUUUUUAUAAA
This is a messenger RNA of Agrilus planipennis (emerald ash borer), 2317 nucleotides long. RefSeq names its product protein sly1 homolog (gene Slh). Gene Ontology annotation, cellular component: cytosol; Golgi membrane. NCBI's taxonomy places the organism in Eukaryota, Metazoa, Arthropoda, Insecta, Coleoptera, Buprestidae. The record is from RefSeq and is a predicted model, not a curated record. The transcript has 11 exons. Gene Ontology annotation, molecular function: syntaxin binding. The coding region runs from base 293 to 2182 and encodes 629 amino acids. Gene Ontology annotation, biological process: intracellular protein transport; endoplasmic reticulum to Golgi vesicle-mediated transport.